AUGAAGGGUCCCUUCUUUGUGCCUGCACGCAACAUCCACCAUCGCCAUGCCGCACUAGCUCUCUAUCGUGCCCUCCUGCGCACGGCGCACAGGGUAGAGCUGCCCGCAGAUCUCAAGCCGCGGGAGAAGAAGCUCCCGCGACUGGUGCCCAAACCACAUGUACGAAAUGUCGAGGAGUCCGACAAGAUUCAUGCGCAUCCGGCGCAGCGGCUGAAUCACUGGCAUCCCAUCGGGAAACAAGUGAGGAAGAGGUUCCUGGCCGAUAGAAACUACACAAGUCUGCGAUUGGUGUACGCCUCCAUGGCGACAGGCUACAAGUUUCUAUCAAUGUUGUCGAAAGCAGCUUCUUCGAACUCGAAAGAAUAUGCUGAGCUUGUUGCAUUCAUGCGCGACCUUGCCUCGCAGCGCGCCUCGCAGCGAGCACGCGACAAUCAGCGAACCGAGGCAACGGCGCCCGAUAUUGCAGCGACGCAAAUUACACCCGGGCAGGCCACCGAGAGGAGCGACUCACCAGCGAAGGAAGUGUUCGAACCCCGUGGUCCUCUGCUCGCCAUAACCUCUGGGCCAGGCGAACCCCCCUCAUACCUUGGCACACCUCGGCCCGUGGAGACACUGGGCCGUGAUCGACGCGUGCCGCAAUUCGUCACAGACAGCUACGGCGUUCCGUUCUUGCGCUAUUCCAAACCACACGACCCCAAGCUGGAUCGUAUGAAUGGGCAGCGACGGAAAAUGUGGCUUGCCACAAUGGAAAAGUUCAAGGCGUCCACCGACACACUCGUUCCUGACUUCUCCCUGGAAGAUGUCUGGGAACACCAUUUGGCGAACGCGGCGCACAAGGAAGGUGCUGAAAUUGCAGAUUCCGAGCCGAUGUCCUGGAUCGAGAGCUCGGGUGCGCAAGGACCGCUGGAAACGACAGACAACUCUCCAGGUCCUCGGUCGCUCGGCAAUGCGAAGGAUACCUACAUGUGGACAGCUCUCAAGACUUCAUUGUGGUACGAGUACCGGCUAGAGAGGGUCUACGAGGACUUUGUCGCGCGGGCUGAAGCGCUCGUCAAUCUACGAGGGGAGGAACGGCGUCUGGCCGCUCUGGAGAAGGGAGAAGAUACAAACCCCAGCAUCCAAGCAGUCCAGCAAAGUAUCAAUGACCAUCACCAGCAAGGCGGCCAAGGUGGCCAGAUCAAGGUCAAGAGCAAGAGUAUAAGGACGUGCGUCGAGGCUGCGCGAGAGGGCGAGGCCAAAUUCGGCCAGUCGACUGGGGCUGAUCGUUUCGAUACACCCGCAUGGCGAAACGUCGUUGCGCAGCACGGUUCAAAGAUGUUGGAUCUGCUCAUGCGGCAUAAGCAUCCGGAUGUCAGGUUUUAA
Messenger RNA from Emericellopsis cladophorae, 1362 nucleotides. RefSeq lists its product as uncharacterized. The transcript has 3 exons. The record is from RefSeq and is a predicted model, not a curated record. NCBI's taxonomy places the organism in Eukaryota, Fungi, Ascomycota, Sordariomycetes, Hypocreales, Bionectriaceae. Bases 1 to 1362 code for a protein of 453 amino acids.